UUACAAGCUAAUAAUUCUUAUAUUGCACAUCAUAUUUUUUAUAAUAUACUAGAUGUUAUUAAACAGAGUAAAAAAAAAAAAAUUAAAUAGGAUUUAAUUGCGGAAAAUGGUUGUUUGCGUCGGGCGCUCGAGGAAAGCGAAGGAAAGAUUCGUAAAAAGGAAGGAAUCGUGGAAACGGCACAAGGAACAAUUCUAAGAAAACCCAAUGAGAUAGCAGCCGCGAAAAUAAUAGAACUUAGUAAAAGAUGCAGAGAACAAAUAGCCGAGAUCGAAGUUCUUAAAUCAAAAUGUAAAAACCUUGAAAAUAAUUUAGCCAGCAAAGAAAUGGAAUUAGAGAAUGAAAGAAGAUGUUUGAAAAUUGAUGAUGAUUCCUCAGAAAAAAGUGAGUUAUAUUAAAUAUUAUCAAGUUCUACCUGAAAUGGUACAUCAUUCUAUUGUCAAAAAAAUAAUAUGAUCGAGAUCCAGGAUAGUAUCCUUGACAAAGGUACCGAAACAAAUAAUAAUCAGGCGAAGGAAAAGGAUAAUCAGAUGAAAUUGAUGGAAAAGUUGCAGCAAACUCAAACGAAACUCUACGAAUCUAAAAAUAAUUGCGCUAGUCUUAAACAGGAGAUUAAUAAAUUACACAAGUUGCUGUGCAACGAAGUGGGUGAUAACGUGAAUAUAAAUAAUCUUGCAAAUCAAUCUGGCGGAUGGCGAGGGAGGGCCGAACAAAUUCAUUUGCUGAAUCAAAAAGUGUUGGAAUUGCAAUCAAAAUUGUCCGAGUACGAUGGAACACAAAAAACAUCUAUUGAACGGAAGAAUCUAGCGAAUUUUCGAAACAUCGAGAGGGAGAGACGUCAGCAAAUCGAGAACUCGGCAAAGGAGCUUCGUCAAGCGGAAAUAGCCAUAGAAGGCUAUAAGCGGAAGUUGGAAGCUUCAAAGGCGAGGAUAAAAGUGUUGGAGAACGAAUUGAAUGCCGCGAAAGGAAACAUAGCGAUAUUGAACGAGAAAAGAUCUCACGAUGAUUGUUUAAUAGAAACGCUCAAUAAUCGACUUAAAAUGAUGGAGAUGAAGCAUCAAGAACGGGAAACAGAUAUGAAAAAUAGGGAAGAGAAAAUCGAACACGAAUGUACGAAUUUGAGAAAUGAUUUGCAAUCGGCGCAGCUUCAAAUCGAUCGAUUAAGGAGAAGGCUGGAAGAACGUGAGAUUGAAAUUGACAAAUUAAGAAAUGGAACAGUUCCAAGCAUAGAAGAGAUUAAAGCCCAAAAGAUCCCACGAUUAUUCUUAAAUAAUCUUAAUCAUAGUAGUCCCUUACACAGUUAUCGAAGUUCCUACGAACCAAAUGAAUACGUAACUUUGGCUCUUGCAGCGGAAGCCGAAAGGGAGCGACUACUAGAAUUAGUAACUGUGCUGAACAGAAGAUUGGACAAAGAGAGGAACGAUGCUGAUAUUCUUUCUAAUACUUUGCGGAACGAAAGAUACAAAUCGGCGAGAUUAGAAGCGAAGCUUGGAAAAUUAGAGAGUGAAAGAGCAAGGAUCGUUAAGAUCGACAGCAGAUACAGACCGAAAUUCUCAAAAUCGUCCAACAACUCGAAUGACGUCGACGCAGAACAAAUGCGACUCAAAAUGGAGUUAUUUCAAGAAGAGUGUCUUACAUUGAAAGCUAGAUUAGAUACUGUGCAACAGGAAAAGGCAUCGGAUCUUGCCACUUACAAACAGAUGCUCGAUCAAGUUAGAAAAAUGUUUCAGGAUGCUUGCAGAAGUAAAGCGUCGUGUACCAUUGGCAAUCGGUCUACAAUCACAGUUUAGAUUUAUAGAUUUUAUAUAAUAUGUAUUAUUUAUA
Messenger RNA from Osmia bicornis bicornis, 1822 nucleotides. RefSeq names its product coiled-coil domain-containing protein 13-like. NCBI's taxonomy places the organism in Eukaryota, Metazoa, Arthropoda, Insecta, Hymenoptera, Megachilidae. The record is from RefSeq and is a predicted model, not a curated record. The coding region runs from base 451 to 1788 and encodes 445 amino acids. Gene Ontology annotation, biological process: non-motile cilium assembly; cytoplasmic microtubule organization. Gene Ontology annotation, cellular component: centriolar satellite. The transcript is spliced from 8 exons.